UGAUUGAUACUCAGCCCUAAAUUUUGAAACAUAACCGUUAUUUUCUCUGAGCUUAUCUUCUGGUGUAGCUGCGUUUCCUGAUUUUCAUCUGGCGGCAUCACUGCGUUCAAUGCGGCAUGAUUGAGCGGGAGUUACUAGUUUCAUUUUUAGGUUAUGUAUAAUAUUUAGACAGUCUCGGGGUUCUCGGAGGUGAUGAUAAAGUGUCUCAUCGUUUAUUGUCUGUGAAUUUUGGUGAUAAGAUGAUAACUUGUGCGGUCAACAACUGCCCGUCUACUCAAAACACGGAGGUAGACGGAAAUCCGAUCGCGUUUUUCCCUUUUCCGGAAGAUAAUGUGAAAAAGAAUCAAUGGCUUCGUAACUGCGAUUUGCUAACGAGUGACAAGGUGCCCUUGCACAUUUGCGAGUUGCAUUUUGAGAAGAUUUACUUCACUUCAUCCAAAGAUUUGAAAUCAACUGCUGUUCCCACUAUAUUUGAAUCUUUGAAAGAAUCUAAAGUAAGGAAUAUACAGACAACACCAUUGAAAAUACUACCAAAACAGAAGAAAUUAGAUGAACAUUCACAUACUCUAGUGACUCCACCUCAAAGUCCAUCCAUACAAGAUAAUCCUGAGAAUUUGUUUAGUGGAAAUAAAGCAGAAGCAUCAACAGGUCGUGUUAUAGCUUUGAAUGGUUCUACAAUAUCGACAUCUACACAUGAUAAUCUUCAGGGUACAAAAACAUAUCGUCUGAUAAUACAGAUUGAUAAAAUACGAGGUAAACCAGGGCCGAAAUGUAAAAAGGUACCUCUAGUUAUGCUUCAUGAUAUGAAAGACACAGAGAUAAAUAAAAGUGAAACAGAAAGAAAACUUCGGACAUUACGCAUUAAAAAACCCUGUAUUAAGGGUAAUUGCAAACUGAAAAAGUGUAUAUAUAAUUCAAAACUAGCAUUUCAAUGUGAAAUGUGUGACAAAUAUUAUUUUGCAAAGAAAGCAGAAACCAAUAACUUUUCUUGCACUAAAUGUUACAAAACUUUUCCUAAUCCGCAAUCAUUAUAUGUUCAUAUCAGAAAACAUUUUAUAUGUGAUAUCUGUCAAACCGAAUGUAACUCUCAAUCGACAUAUGACAAGCAUAUAAGACUUCAUGUUAGUACUGAUCCAUCAUUUCCAUACAAAUGUCAUCAGUGUCGUAAAGUAUUCGAUGUGAAAGAUAGUGUUAAACAGCAUUGUCUGCUCGAGCACUCUAAAAUAAAUGUGCAGAAUACUAUUCUUCAAGUUACUUCACCUUCUCUACCUUCAUUAUUGCCUCAACAAAAUGAUUUCUUCUGUGCAAACUGCAAUAUUAGCUUCAAGAGUGAUCAAGCUUAUAGGAAUCAUAUAAGCACUCAUGGAAAGAAAGAAAGCUUUACGUGCAACAUUAAAAGCGAGGCUAAUAACAUAAUACCUGUACCGAAUCCUUUAACCGGAAGUCAAAUAGGCAUUCUUCAAGCAGUGAAAUUUAGUUGCCGACUGUGCUCUAAAGAAUUUGACAAUGUUGCAGAAGUUGACUUACAUACAAGGACUCAUUUAGAGGAUAUCGAUCGCAGUGACAAGUGCGAGUGAUAGAGACUUGGAACUGUGAAGAGGGAUACAACCGCGGAUGAAUAAACGAAUGGAUGAGCGAACGAAUGGUGAUAAUAGUGUCCUUUGAGAUGCCGCGAUGCUCAUGAAACGUGCAGAAUGAUCCUGAUUUUUGAAACGAAAGAACGUCCAGAAGUCACCGGCAGUGCGUAAGGGGCACCUGGGAGAAGAGAAACCGCCCCCCGGUGCCUGGAAUCUAAAAGGUGCCGACAACGGCAACCCGCUGCGGAACAAUCAUGCCGAUGUUCAUGGGUCGCCCACUGUCAACUGGGACCACUUCAAACGUAGCCGGCUUCAAUGUGUUUAUUUGGCUAACGUCAAAUUUACUCGUGAAAAGAGGGAGCCCGAGUCGAUACGCCGCUAUGAGCACACACGGCGAUACCUUGCUGUUCUGUUUCCGCAUCGUCCGAGAAGACAGAGAUUUGAUCGUUUUGUAUCGCGGAGGAUUUGCCUCGCAGUCACGGGGCGUGGCUCGUGUAACUCUGUUGUGAGCUCUUGACUUUCGUUCGUCAAGUUUAAGUCGAGCAUGGACGUAAUAAUCAGAUUGUUGCUCCUUGCGACGGUAAGAAGAAGAUCUCGUGAAACGAAUGUGCGUUUUCUUUUCGUGGAGAUUUGUAGAUAUAAUCUAUGAAUUGGAUACAUAUUGAUAACUGUUUCCAUUUAUUAUAUUGUAAAUAUACAUGUAUAAUAAAACAUAUAUCAAUUUAUUUUUAAUUACAAUGAUUAAACCUAUGUUUAAACAUAUUAAUUUGAAUUUAUACUAAUUAGCGAAUAUAAAAUGUCACAUUAAAGAGAAUCACU
This is a messenger RNA of Pogonomyrmex barbatus (red harvester ant), 2396 nucleotides long. RefSeq lists its product as uncharacterized. Gene Ontology annotation, molecular function: RNA polymerase II transcription regulatory region sequence-specific DNA binding; DNA-binding transcription factor activity, RNA polymerase II-specific. NCBI's taxonomy places the organism in Eukaryota, Metazoa, Arthropoda, Insecta, Hymenoptera, Formicidae. The record is from RefSeq and is a predicted model, not a curated record. Gene Ontology annotation, biological process: regulation of transcription by RNA polymerase II. Gene Ontology annotation, cellular component: nucleus.